Messenger RNA from Doryrhamphus excisus (bluestripe pipefish), 3097 nucleotides. Lineage: Eukaryota; Metazoa; Chordata; Actinopteri; Syngnathiformes; Syngnathidae. The record is from RefSeq and is a predicted model, not a curated record.
UUUGGGAGGAACGCGUCAGGACUGUGAGAAGAUCUCCACCCAGAUGGUAAAGGAAGCGCUGGAGUAAGCAUCUCUGCAAGUCUCCAACAUGCAACUUCUCCUCCUGGUCGUCACGGUUGCGGUCAGCCUGCUGCCAGGUUCCUUGUCUGUACGGUCUUCAGCGUCAGCGACUUUGGCCUGUUCCGUUAACUACUAUGGAAAAAUAUACACCCAAGUAUAUGUAACUGAAAACAUCGGUACGGCUAAGCUGUGCUUCGGCAUGGAGGAUGGACCUGACUGCAUGACCGUCACAAGUUCUGGGACAGACUUCGGGAAUAUUUCUAUAUCAAACGCUAGCAUCGUAGAGGGACAAUUUUCAACCUUCAAAUCAAAGCUGCCAUUGCUUGAAGGGACAUCACCAUGCAUUACCAACAUCGCGAUCCACUCCGGUAGGGGGAUCCUGAUGUCAUUCCGCACAUUUGGAACUCAAGGAAGUCUUGCAAUUGUCUUGACACUAAGCGCAGAUGUGACAGUGACAGCCAAGGUGAACGGGCAGCAGGUGGACCAAUGGAAGCCGGCGUUCAGUGUGUCUAAAUACGGUUACCUGAGCGGCUGCAGAUUCACAAAUCAAUUAGUUCUACCUAACGCAACAAGCUGUCACCCAGCAGUAGGCUUGCUGUCUUGUAAUGCAACCGCUUUCCUCACGAUAUCUCAGAAUGACAGUUGCCCAAUCAACUCUGUGUGCACUGUGACCGGCUCCACCAUCAUUGAUUACUCUGGUAAUUCCACGUCUGUGGAGGAUCGCUGUGCCUACACUUUGUACUCCAAUUCAAGUGUCCAAGUAGUGGGCAUCUUCAAGGAACGUCGUCGAAAAGACGUCAUAUUUUUAAACAGUGUCAUCAUCAAGUUGCUGGACUCCAAAUCUGUCAUUCAACUUGGCCCAGGUGUGAAAGUUCUGGUCAACAACACUGUUAUGAACAUCAGCAGUGUGUCUGAGGGACAUGAAGGUUUGGACCUCCACCAAGACCAGACUGGAGUCACAGUCAACAUAUAUCUGUCCGACUCCAACAUGACUGUCUUCUUCAAUGGAGACACUGCUCAGAUCCUCCAAACACAAACGGGGAUUUUGACAGACGAUCGGGACAGUCUCUGUGUCAACGCCAAGGUGACUUUAAGUGACUUAAAGUCGGCUGAUUACAGCUCUGAGGGCUGCGAGAUGCAGUACAGUGAGCCAGAUGACGAGUCCAUCAACUGCACCACCGUGACUGAACACUGUCAAGCACUGAAAGGCCCGGACUUCUCCGACUGUCAAUUAAUUGUCGAUCCAGAGCCGUACAUCGCCGCCUGCAACUCCACCCUGUGUCAUUAUCCAGAUGUGGACGGCCUCAGGUGUGAGUUUUUGGAUGCCUAUUCUCAUGCCUGCGGCCUGAAGCAGGACUCCAUGUUGGACGACUGGAGGAUGGAGGCCGACUGCCCUCCCCGUCAGGCUUUCUGUAAUGACACACAAUGUGUUGAUCACGAGUUCUGUGCUGAAGGCAUCAACGACCAAAUCAUGUGCUUCUGUCGGGCCAUUUUUGCCUCCGAUUACAGGUCCAACAACACUUUGGGUGAUACAGAGGUCUGCAUGGACAAUACUGCUUCAGUCACUCUGGUCGGUUGUCUCCUGGAGGAGAAAGGUUUCCGAUACACGGACCUGCACCUCAACAACGACUCUUGUAGAGGACACAGGGACAUGGACCACAUGGUGACCUUUAACUUUAGUGACAGCAACCUCUGUGGGACGGUGGUCACGGCCAACGACAGUGUGGUUCUGUACAAGAACGCUGUCACCGGAAUUAACACCUCUGAAAUUGUUGCUAACUUUGAUGAAUUCCAUGUGAACUUCUCCUGCUAUUACUACCAGCCGGAACUUCAGAGUAUGACAUUCAGAAUCAAAGACAACGCUGUCAUCCAGCAGGUUGUAUCAGAAUCUUGGAAUUACACUCUGAAGAUGACAGCCUACAAGGAUGCCCAACACAGACAACCUAUAAUGUCAGACAAAGACGUUCAGUUGAACGAAAGGAUCUGGGUGGAGUUGAUGACGUACGGUCUGGACGACAACCUGGUCUCCUUGGUAACCAACUCCUGCUGGGCCACCAACGGCUCAUCGCCCAAUGAGGGUCUGAGAUACGACCUGGUCUAUGAUGGUUGUCCAAGCACUGUGGAGCCCUCAGUGAAGGUGAUGAAGAAUGGAGUCGGAGUGUCCACCAGUUUCUCCUUCAACAUGUUCCACUUCACUGGAGGCAGCUAUGAGGUCUACCUGCACUGUAAAGUUCAACUGUGUCCCAACCAGAGCCAAGACUGCCAGCCGAGUUGUACUGGUCCUAAGAGAAGAAGACGCAGGUCUGCCAGGUCUGGAUAUGUUGAUGAAAGCCCUGCCCUCGUCAGCAUGUCCUGGACCAAUUAGGCUGUUUCCAUGGCGACUCAGCGUGCGGAUCUUCAGAAAGAUCUCAGACCUGAUGGGACCGUUUUGUAGAACUUUUGCACGGAAGCAUUUAGAUCAAUUUAAAGUUGUAAGGCUCUGACAGUCCAAUAGCUACUAUAUUAUUGUAACACGGUGAAGGGUAAUUACUUGUUACUGAAGUACGAUGUCUUGGUAGAAGAAUGUAGCUAAUCAAUCAUUACAUAACAUCACAGAUGAGUGUUAACAAUGUUUCAUGACAUGUUGUUGUACAACAGGGGUGAGCAAACUGCAGCCCGCGCGGCCACAUCAGGCCUGCCAAACAUCUUGAACUACCCAGCCAUGCAUUUCCAUAUGACUUUUUCAAAAACCUUUAACAUCAAAACUGUGGCUGGCAACAUGACUUGCAGUGCUCCUGUCGCAUGGUGGAGUGGCGCAGAAAUAAUCAGAUGCUAUCUGUAGCCGCAAGGGAUGCUGGGUAGCUUGUGGUACUGUCUUUCUCGACAUGUCACCAUGGUUGUUGCAUUUUUUUUUCUUGAUUGUAAAACAUGUUGAGGAGAAAGAAAAGUUGAAAGUUGAGUUGAAAGAAAAUAUUGCAUUAUUAUGAUGUGCUAUCUGUUAGUAUAAUAUAUUACAACAGGGCUCUAUUUGGUCUAAAAAAAUGCAGACAAUAAUAUA